CGCACUGCAUGAUCCCUUCACACACACACUUGUCAGGGUAUAAAUUGUCCUGACUUGACAUUUCAGCACCCCUGGUUUAUACAUACACACACACACACUCAAGAUCCGGCGCCUGGUGCUGAUCUGAGCUUCCAUCAUGUGCGACGACGAAGAGACCACUGCCCUGGUGUGUGACAACGGCUCCGGCCUGGUCAAGGCUGGGUUCGCCGGGGAUGACGCACCCCGAGCUGUCUUCCCCUCCAUCGUUGGUCGCCCCCGUCACCAGGGAGUCAUGGUUGGUAUGGGUCAGAAGGACUCCUACGUCGGCGAUGAAGCCCAGAGCAAAAGAGGCAUCCUGACCCUGAAGUACCCCAUCGAGCACGGCAUCAUCACCAACUGGGACGACAUGGAGAAGAUCUGGCACCACUCCUUUUACAACGAGCUGCGAGUGGCCCCCGAGGAGCACCCGACCCUGCUGACAGAGGCCCCCCUGAACCCCAAGGCCAACAGAGAGAAGAUGACUCAGAUCAUGUUCGAGACUUUCAACGUCCCUGCCAUGUACGUGGCCAUCCAGGCCGUGUUGUCUCUGUACGCGUCAGGACGAACCACAGGUAUUGUUCUGGACUCCGGUGACGGUGUGACCCAUAACGUGCCCAUCUAUGAGGGUUACGCUCUUCCUCACGCCAUCAUGCGUCUGGACUUGGCCGGUCGUGACCUGACAGAUUACCUGAUGAAGAUCCUGACGGAGCGGGGUUACUCCUUUGUCACAACAGCUGAGCGUGAGAUUGUGCGUGACAUCAAGGAGAAACUGUGUUAUGUGGCUUUGGACUUUGAGAACGAGAUGGCCACCGCCGCCUCCUCCUCCUCCCUGGAAAAGAGCUACGAGUUGCCCGACGGUCAGGUCAUCACCAUCGGCAACGAGCGUUUCCGCUGCCCGGAGACCCUCUUCCAGCCCUCAUUCAUCGGCAUGGAGUCCGCCGGCAUCCACGAAACCACUUACAACAGCAUAAUGAAGUGCGACAUAGACAUCCGGAAGGACCUGUACGCCAAUAACGUCCUGUCCGGAGGCACCACCAUGUACCCGGGUAUCGCUGACCGUAUGCAGAAGGAGAUCACCGCUCUGGCCCCCAGCACCAUGAAGAUUAAGAUCAUCGCCCCCCCUGAGAGGAAGUACUCAGUUUGGAUUGGCGGCUCCAUCCUCGCCUCUCUGUCCACCUUCCAGCAGAUGUGGAUCAGCAAGCAGGAGUACGACGAGGCCGGACCCUCCAUCGUCCACAGAAAGUGCUUCUAAGCCGCACACCUCCUCCUUUCCUUCCCUCCUUUCCUCACUUUCUUCUAUCCUGUCUCCUUCUUAUAUCUCAAAGCGGCAUUUACUGCGUUGUUUGUUUACACUCAAGUGCAAUUUUUAUGCGGAUAUGUUUCAGUUUAUAAAAAAAAAAUAAAUAAACGCGACUUGCAAAAGCCUGA
This is a messenger RNA of Sphaeramia orbicularis (orbiculate cardinalfish), 1446 nucleotides long. RefSeq names its product actin, alpha cardiac muscle 1. The coding region runs from base 137 to 1270 and encodes 377 amino acids. The transcript has 7 exons. The record is from RefSeq and is a predicted model, not a curated record. Lineage: Eukaryota; Metazoa; Chordata; Actinopteri; Kurtiformes; Apogonidae.